UGAAAAAUCAGUUGUAUCGCAUUUUUAUCGAGUUUGGGAAAAACUCGCCGAAUCAGAAAUGCGUUGCUUUUUAAUAUUAUUAUUUACUCUGCUUUUUCAUUAUGGAAAUGCUUGUAAUAGAGCUCAGCUAGAAUCAGGUUUCGAAGAGGUUCGCCUAUCCUUCAUCGACAUAGAAGCGGACGUUGCCGCACUCCUAAAAACCAUGGAGUUCCACGCAAAGACCGAAAAGAAGGUUGACGAGUGCAUGAGGAAACUCAACCAGAACCGAAACCGACUGAGGAAGUUGGCUUCGAAGACGUGUAAAGUGAAAAAACUUAGCCAGUUGAGUUUGAAAAGGAACCGAUACCCGGUGCUGUAUUAGUUAUCCAGUUUUUGAGAAUCAAUAGGAUUUUUUAAAUAAAAAUUAACUGUUCUUCAAUCAACGGUGGCUCACUCAAUUGGUGGCGUUACUACUAAAUUUAGCAUGUACCUAUCAUGCUCCAAACUUUGUAUUUUAACCAUGAUCUAACAAGUAUAAUAUUAACUAAAUACAAUGGCGCUACAGCUUAA
Leguminivora glycinivorella is the source of this 549-nucleotide messenger RNA. RefSeq lists its product as uncharacterized. The record is from RefSeq and is a predicted model, not a curated record. The coding region runs from base 59 to 361 and encodes 100 amino acids. The transcript has 3 exons. NCBI's taxonomy places the organism in Eukaryota, Metazoa, Arthropoda, Insecta, Lepidoptera, Tortricidae.